GAGACUUUAGAGAUGAAUUCAAGGGGACCCCACUUGGUAUUUCAUAGUCAUCAAAAGUUAUUUAACUAGUUGUGCUAAGCUUUUGUUGUUUUCAUUUUGAUCAGUGUAUGCACUUGUUGUCCAACUCAAAACCCAAGUGGCUUGUAUUUCCUUAAAUCUCCUAGAUUUCAGCUUGUUAUUCCCACAAUCAUGUGAUUAAACAAAAUGGCUCUAUUGGUUUUGAAAUUUUGAUCCACCAUGUUUCUUUUUGGUUACAUCGUCAUUGUUAUCUAAAUAGCAUAACUGGUGCCUCCCACUGCCCGUACAUAUUGCUUCUCUCUUUUGUGGGGAUUCACUGUAUUGUUUGUAGAUGACAACACAUUUUUAAGGAGCAUGCUUGAUGUUUGUUUUGUGUUCAAUGUGUAAAGUGCUUUAACUAACCAGCUGUGAAAGCUUGUCGGUUGUAUAGUCUACACAUGUCCUUCUCCGAAAGCAUUGUAUCAAGGCACUGAGGUAGACAAAAUCAUCGGUUUGGCCAAACCACUACUCUCAUCUUCCAUUGGUGGAUCUUGUUUCUCUCUAAUAGAAAACCAUUUGCUUUUGAGUUUCAUCUUUGCUGCUCCUUCUGUCAAUCUCAAAUAGACACUUUUGACAAACCUCCAAUUAAAAUGCUUUACUUCCUUAUAUCUUUUGUCUCCUUUGUCAUUCUUUCAAAGUCCUUUACCAGUAGGCCACUCUCAGCAGGGGAGAGUGGGACAAAACUAGUGUCGACCGGGUUUUGGGGGAAUCUAUUAACUUUGCUAGUUUCUAGGCUCAGGAAAGGAAACACUGCUUUUAGUUUUUCUCAGUUUUCUCUUGGCAUGCCAUUGAAAAAGAAGAGUUUAGUAUCUAAAGUUGAGAAUGGAGAAGAAGAAGGCAAGGUUUCUCUCUUGGAUUUGCCUGAUUUGCCAUUGGAGUGUAUCCUUGAGCACCUUUCACCAGCUGAAUUAUGUGGUGUGGCAACAGUGUGCACAUCUCUCAGGGAUAGAUGUCGAAGUGAUUAUUUAUGGGAGAAACACAUGAAGAGGAAAUGGGGUAAAGUGAUUGGUGAUGCUGCUGAUAGACAAUGGGAAUGGCAUGUAGCUUCAAGAAACAGAGAGAAGAUCUUCAAUCAGCAAAAUCAGAAAGGAAUAUUUGCUUUCCUUCAUGGUUUUCGACCCUUCAGAUGGAUUAUAUCAAUAUCAGAAAACGACAGGCAAUCAAGAAGCUUAUUACCAGAAGAUUCAAUCAUGGCUCGAUAUCUUUCUCUUGAGAGUGGGAAAUUGUGGUUCCCAGCUCAAGUCUAUAACCGUGAGAAUGGUCAUGCUGGGUUCAUGCUCUCAUGUUAUGAUGCCCAACUUUGCUAUGACUCUCGAACUGACACAUUUCAAGCAAGGUACUCACCUCAUGGGAGAUUGACAACUGAGGAAAACAUAAAAUGGGACCGGCUGAGAGUGCCACCAAUUGACUCUUCUCCACAUGUUCUUCAUAUAUCUGACUGUUUGGACGACUUAAGACCUGGAGAUCAUAUUGAGAUCCAGUGGAGAAGAAACAGAGAGUUCCCUUAUGGUUGGUGGUAUGGUGUCAUUGGUCAUUUGGAACCAUGUCAAGGGCAUGGAAACCAUUGCCAUUGUCACAAUAAUGAAACGGUGAUUUUGGAGUUCACCCAGUACAGUGCUGAUUCCAGAUGGAGACAAGCCAUGAUAAGCAGGAAGCAUCAUAGAGAACAAGGAAAUGAAAUAGAUGGCUUUUAUGGGGGAAUCAGGAAGCUGCAUAGCAAGGAGGAGAUUGCUAGGUGGAAGAACCUCUGGCCAACCAAAACUGUGGAAUAGCAUGAUUGUUAGUUUGGAACUUUGUAAAUUAAGCAGUCCCCCUUCCUAAAAUUGUGAAGGUGUGGAGGAUUAGUUUGUCAAAGAAUGGUGUCGUUCCUGACAAAAGGUAUAAACUUUGAAAGACUACAUUGGAUGAAUUUUCAGAGACUGUGUGUAACAUUUGUACAACAACAUAAAAAUAGUGUAUAGUUACAGUUUUGUUACUAGCUUUGCUCGUUUUUUUGUCUUUU
Gastrolobium bilobum is the source of this 2059-nucleotide messenger RNA. RefSeq names its product F-box protein At2g26850-like. Bases 648 to 1829 code for a protein of 393 amino acids. Lineage: Eukaryota; Viridiplantae; Streptophyta; Magnoliopsida; Fabales; Fabaceae. The transcript has 5 exons. The record is from RefSeq and is a predicted model, not a curated record. Gene Ontology annotation, molecular function: protein binding.